This is a messenger RNA of Morone saxatilis (striped sea-bass), 956 nucleotides long. RefSeq names its product H-2 class II histocompatibility antigen, E-S beta chain-like. Gene Ontology annotation, molecular function: MHC class II protein complex binding. The record is from RefSeq and is a predicted model, not a curated record. Gene Ontology annotation, cellular component: MHC class II protein complex; membrane. Gene Ontology annotation, biological process: peptide antigen assembly with MHC class II protein complex; immune response; immunoglobulin production involved in immunoglobulin-mediated immune response. NCBI's taxonomy places the organism in Eukaryota, Metazoa, Chordata, Actinopteri, Moronidae.
AUCAUGGAAUCUAAAUGAGACACUAUUUCCACACCAACUUGGGGAAAAAUACUGUUUAUGAACCUGAAAUUGAACUUCCUUGUUUAUCAAACUCAGAAUCAACUUUAACUAGUUUCUUUCCGUCAUUUACAUGACAACAUGUCUCGGGCUCUCGUCUUCUUUACUCUCCUGUUAGCAUUUUCAAGAGCAGAUGCUCUCUACGGUCAUGCUUUGGCUCGUUGUCAGUUCAGUUCACCUGAUGGUCAUGAUGCUGUGUACCUGGAGCAGUACUACUUUAACAAGAGGCUGGUGGGCCUAUACAACGGCACUUUGGGGAAAAUUAUUGGCUACACAAAGGAAACAAUUAAAAUGGCAGAUACAUUCAACAACAAUCCAGCUUUUGCGCAUUUGUGGAAACCAAAAACAGAACGUUGCAGAAGAAUCUCCCCACUGGCUUAUAAUGCCCUUUUGAAAUCAGUCGAGCCGUCUGUUUGGCUGAGGUCAGUUGAGGCAGUGGACAGCAGACAUCCAGGCAUGCUGGUCUGCAGUGCGUACGACUUUUAUCCUCAACAGAUCCGAUUGACUUGGCUCAGGAACGGACAGGUGGAGACAUCUGAUGUGAUGUACACUGAUGAACUGCCCAAUGGGAACUGGCUCUACCAGAUUCACUCUUAUCUGGAGUUUACACCCAGACCAAGCCCACGGCUGACUCAGGGAUCAAUAAGAUUGUUGUUGGGACAGCAGGGCUGCUGCUCGGUCUGGUCUUUUCAGUUGCUGGACUAAUUUACUACAAGAAGAAAUCUUCUGAGCGUGUUUUGGUGCCAACAACUGAGGUGUUUUAUCCAGAGCUCACACUUUAAGUCCGAGAAGCCUUCGGGGAUAAAUUGAGAACUCAAAUACAAUGGUUCAGGCUAUGUGCUCAUUUCUAUCCUUUGCUGACUUUGACUGUAUAUGUUCAUUAUAUAUAACUACAAUGG